UCUUCCGCCGUAGUCUCAGGGCAGCGUUCUGAUCGAAGCUUUGGGUUACUCUUUCUGUGAAUUCUCUGAGAUUUCUCGGUUAACUUUGUGAAAUUUUCUCGAGAAAAUGUCGUGCUGUGGAGGAAACUGCGGUUGUGGGUCUGGAUGCAAGUGCGGCAAUGGCUGCGGAGGGUGCAAAAUGUACCCAGACCUGGGCUUCUCCGGCGAGACCACCACCACCGAGACCCUCAUCAUCGGCGUUGCUCCGGCAAUGAAGGCCGAGUACGGCGAGGCUUCCGGCGAGACCGGUGCCGAGAACGGUGGCUGCAAGUGUGGGUCUGACUGCCAGUGCAACCCUUGCACCUGUAAAUGAAGAACCCUAACGCGUAGCUCUGGUGCCGCAAUAUAGCAGAGAUGAUAUGAAGUGAGCUUUGCAGUAGUAGCCCUAAUGGUGUUUUUAUUUAAUGUUUGGCUUAAUGUAUUAAAUAAACAAACAGCCGUCGCCGGCGUUAGAUGUUGUUCGUCGCCGUCGCUAAAUCUCUGUCUGGAUUUAUGUCUCUGCGGGUUUGGUCUUAAUAUAAGAUUAUGAUGGGUUUGCUA
Tarenaya hassleriana is the source of this 579-nucleotide messenger RNA. Its product is annotated as metallothionein-like protein type 2. Bases 107 to 352 code for a protein of 81 amino acids. Lineage: Eukaryota; Viridiplantae; Streptophyta; Magnoliopsida; Brassicales; Cleomaceae. The record is from RefSeq and is a predicted model, not a curated record. The transcript has 2 exons. Gene Ontology annotation, molecular function: metal ion binding.